This is a messenger RNA of Olea europaea var. sylvestris, 736 nucleotides long. RefSeq names its product auxin-responsive protein IAA29. The coding region runs from base 71 to 640 and encodes 189 amino acids. The transcript is spliced from 4 exons. The record is from RefSeq and is a predicted model, not a curated record. Gene Ontology annotation, biological process: regulation of DNA-templated transcription. Gene Ontology annotation, cellular component: nucleus. Gene Ontology annotation, molecular function: protein binding. NCBI's taxonomy places the organism in Eukaryota, Viridiplantae, Streptophyta, Magnoliopsida, Lamiales, Oleaceae.
AUCCAUUGGAAUUGAAUAAUAAAAACCCUGCAUAUAUUUCUGAUCUUUUUAGCUUAUAGUAAUUAAUUAUAUGGAGCUUGAACUGGGUCUUGCCCUUCCAAAUCAGACUCCCAUGGAAAUGGAUAUGGAAAUAAAGAGGCGUAAGUGUAAAUUUGCAGAAGCUUUUGAAAAUAGUGACGUUGAAGAUAAGAAGCUGCGUUUGCUUUUGUGGAGUCAUGAGCAGCCAAAUGAGGAAGAAGAUGAUCGUAGUAGCACAGACAAUAAGAAGAGUAAUGAGGAAGAAAAUAUCAAUUCACUGAGGAAAGAAUUGCUCCACCAGUAUCAGGAUCAGGGUGGUAAUUGGAAUAUUGAAAAUUUUAAUAACAAUGUAAAAGAUAGGCAGAGUUUGUACGUGAAGGUGAAGAUGGAGGGUGUUGCCAUUGGGCGCAAGAUAGAUUUAAGGCUUUUUGAUUCUUAUCAAGCUUUAAAACUCACCUUGCUCAACAUGUUUACCAAAUACUUGAAAAUUGACAGAAACGGCACUGAGUAUACAAUCUUGUAUCAAGACAAAGAAGGAGACUGGCUGCUUGCAGGAGAUGUUCCAUGGGAAACAUUUAUGGAGUCUGUGCAACGUAUGGAGAUAAUAAGAAAUGACACUUGAUGGAGGGAAGAAUAUAUUUGUUGAAUUGAGUUCAAGGUUGUACCUAAGAAAUAUUUUAGUACUUUUCAGAGGGGGCAGAAAGCAAACAAAAAAAAA